AUGCUAUUAGCCAUAUUCGGCGAAGAAGGAAUGUCGUCCGAAACCCUAACAUCACCGUCUUCUUCCCUUCAUGCACCGCCACUUCCCAGUCUUCCAUUCGAUCUAGUGGUUGAGAUUCUCUCUGGGCUUCCAGUAAGAACCCUCAUGCAACUCCGGUGCGUGUGCAAGUCCUGGAAAUCUCUAAUCUCCGACUCCGAAUUUGCCAAGAAGCAACUUUGCGCGUCAAUGUCAAUCACCAGUCGCCAUCACCUCAUAUUAUCCGUCCGCAGCGAGUUCCUCUCCAUGGCUUGCUCUCUAUCAUCCUUCUUUGAAGAAGGAACCACAACCACCAUGCAGCUAGAGUACCCUCCGGAAAUAAAUCAAACUAGUAUCGUUCACUUAGUUGGCUCUUGCCAUGGCAUCCUCUGUUUCAAACACGAUCGAGGUCGGGUUCUUUUGUGGAAUCCUUCCAUUAGGAAAUUUACGAAGUUGCCCCUAUUGGAAGAGGCGGGUCAUCACUCAUCAUUCCAAUUUUCCUUUGGCUAUGAUAAUUUUAGUGACAGUUACAAGGUUGUUGCUGUUUCAUGCUAUGAAACUUAUGUUAUUAAUGAUAUUUGGGCUCACAAAUAUCAAGUAAAUGUUCAUACUUUGGGCACCAAUUCUUGGAGAAAAAUGCAGGACUUGCUUUAUAAUAUCAUUUUGGAUAGCGGUAUUUUCGUUAGUGGAACUAUUAAUUGGUUAGCAUGGAGAGAUUGGCAUCCUCCAGGGGUCAUUCUUUCUCUUGAUUUUGAGAAGGAAUCUUAUCAAGAGCUUCUGCUGCCUGAUUUUGGAGGGUUAGGUAUAGAUAUGUUAGACUUAGGGAUGUCUAAGGAUUGCUUGUUGAUAUUAUCUCAUGGUGAUACUUUUACAGAUGUUUGGCUUAUGAAGGAGUUUGGAAAUAAAGAAUCUUGGACUAAAUUAUUCCGAGUUCCUACCGAUGGUGGAUACAAUAUUGAAGCUUGGCUACUUUAUUUUUCCGAGGAUGAUCAGGUGCUAGUGGGUAUUUACCCAAAGUUUGUUAUUUACAAUUCUAGAGAUGGGACUUUUAAGGAUCGUAGUAAUCAAAACAUAAAUAGUUCGUGGGUUGAAAGAGAUGUCUAUCUUGAGAGUUUGAUAUCACCUUGUUUCUAG
This is a messenger RNA of Lathyrus sativus (Indian pea), 1149 nucleotides long. Lineage: Eukaryota; Viridiplantae; Streptophyta; Magnoliopsida; Fabales; Fabaceae. The record is from the annotation of a GenBank genome assembly.